Messenger RNA from Hippocampus zosterae (dwarf seahorse), 4572 nucleotides. It is a transcript of the gene ctnna2, whose product is annotated as catenin (cadherin-associated protein), alpha 2. Bases 357 to 3074 code for a protein of 905 amino acids. Gene Ontology annotation, molecular function: structural molecule activity; cadherin binding; actin filament binding. The transcript has 18 exons. Gene Ontology annotation, biological process: cell-cell adhesion; cell migration. Gene Ontology annotation, cellular component: catenin complex; adherens junction; actin cytoskeleton. NCBI's taxonomy places the organism in Eukaryota, Metazoa, Chordata, Actinopteri, Syngnathiformes, Syngnathidae. The record is from RefSeq and is a predicted model, not a curated record.
UGCGCCACAGAGUCCCACUAAAUUGCAAGCUUUUCCCGUUCCCGAGUGUGCAUCAUCGGCUACACCUACCGACUCCGUUGUUGUGGCUGGAGCUCUGGGAGCGGUCUCUAUUCCAAAAUCGCAGGGGAGUUUUUAGAAGAAGCGACGGCGUCUUGUUCUUCAAAGAUCCCCUUCAAAAGAAGGAAAAGCACAAUUCAGCACCACAGGAUUGAGGAGAGCGUCUGGAUUUGAGGCGAUUUUCACUGUUCAUACGAGCUUUACCAGAGAGGAGGAUUGUGAUAUUGGGACUACAUUACCAAACAAGGUGUUUUACAUACUUUGGAGACCUGCAAGAAGUACUAAAAAUUGAAGAGAUCAUGACGACAGCCACCUCCCCUAUCUUGCUGAAAUGGGACCCAAAGAGUCUUGAAAUCCGCACGUUGACUGUGGAGCGACUACUGGAGCCCCUUGUUACACAGGUGACUACUUUGGUAAACACAAGCAACAAAGGCCCAUCAAGUAAGAAAAAGGGCCGCUCCAAGAAGGCUCAUGUUCUGGCAGUCUCAGUUGAGCAGGCUACUCAGAACUUCUUGGAGAAGGGAGAGCAGAUUGCCAAAGACAGCCAAGAUCUCAAAGAGGAGCUCAUUGCGGCUGUCGAUGAUGUGCGUAAGCAAGGAGAGACUAUGCGCAUUGCCUCCUCAGAGUUUGCGGAUGACCCCUGCUCUUCUGUGAAACGUGGCACGAUGGUGAGGGCUGCCCGGGCCCUGCUGUCUGCAGUCACACGGCUGCUCAUCCUUGCUGACAUGGCUGACGUUAUGAGGCUGCUGGCUCACCUGAAAAUUGUAGAGGAGGCCCUGGAAGGAGUUAAGAAUGCGACCAAUGAACAGGACCUGGCAAACCGCUUCAAAGAAUUUGGGAAAGAGAUGGUGAAACUUAAUUAUGUAGCAGCCCGGAGACAGCAGGAGCUGAAGGACCCUCAGUGUCGAGAUGAAAUGGCCGCAGCACGUGGAGCUCUGAAGAAGAACGCCACCAUGCUGUACACUGCCUCACAGGCCUUCCUGCGCCAUCCAGACGUGGCGGCAACCCGUGCCAACCGGGACUACGUGUUCAAGCAAGUGCAGGAGGCCAUUGGAGGCAUCUCCAGUGCCGCUCAAGCCACCUCGCCUACCGACGAGAAGCACAGCCAUGCUUGCAUCGGAGAGCUGGCUGCUGCCCUCAAUGAGUUUGAUAACAAGAUAAUCCUGGACCCUUUGACAUUUAGCGAGGCUCGUUUCCGGCCUUCUCUGGAGGAGCGCUUGGAGAGCAUCAUCAGCGGUGCCGCAUUAAUGGCAGACUCUUCAUGCACACGCGAUGACCGACGUGAACGCAUCGUAGCUGAGUGCAAUGCUGUUCGACAGGCCCUCCAAGACUUGCUGAGCGAGUACAUGAACAAUACUGGCAGAAAAGAGAAAGGUGAUCCACUGAACUCAGCUAUUGACAAGAUGACCAAGAAGACCAGAGACUUACGUCGGCAGCUGAGAAAGGCGGUGAUGGACCACAUCUCAGACUCAUUCCUGGAGACCAAUGUCCCUCUGUUGGUGCUCAUCGAAGCGGCCAAGAGUGGAAAUGAGAAGGAGGUCAAGGAGUAUGCCCAGGUGUUCCGUGAACAUGCCAACAAGCUUGUGGAGGUGGCCAACUUGGCUUGCUCCAUUUCUAAUAAUGAAGAGGGUGUCAAGCUGGUUCGAAUGGCUGCAACCCAAAUUGAUAGCCUUUGUCCACAGGUUAUCAAUGCUGCCCUCACUUUGGCUGCCAGACCUCAGAGUAAAGUAGCCCAGGACAACAUGGAUGUUUUCAAGGACCAGUGGGAGAAGCAAGUGCGCAUCUUGACCGAAGCCGUGGAUGACAUCACUUCGGUGGAUGACUUCCUGUCUGUGUCAGAAAACCACAUCCUUGAGGAUGUAAACAAAUGCGUCAUUGCGCUUCAAGAGGGAGACGUGGACACUCUGGACCGAACAGCCGGAGCGAUUAGGGGCCGAGCUGCUCGAGUUGUGCAUAUUAUAAAUGCGGAGAUGGAGAACUAUGAACCGGGCGUCUACACUGAGCGUGUGCUGGAGUCCAUCAAGCUUCUUUCUGAAACUGUCAUGCCUCGUUUUGCCGAACAAGUGGAAGUAGCAAUCGAGGCGCUGAGUACAAACCCGCCACAGGCCUUUGAGGAGAAUGAAUUCAUCGAUGCAUCCCGUUUGGUCUAUGAUGGUGUCCGGGACAUCAGGAAAGCUGUCCUCAUGAUAAGGACACCAGAGGAGCUGGAAGAUGACUCAGACUUUGAACAAGAGGACUAUGAUACUCGCAGUAGGACCAGUGUCCAGACUGAAGAUGACCAGCUUAUCGCUGGACAGAGUGCUCGGGCCAUCAUGGCACAGCUUCCCCAGGAGGAGAAGGCCAAGAUUGCUGAGCAGGUGGAGAGUUUCAGACAGGAGAAAUGCAAGCUUGACGCAGAGGUGGCCAAAUGGGAUGACAAUGGCAACGACAUUAUUGUGCUCGCCAAGCAGAUGUGUAUGAUCAUGAUGGAAAUGACAGACUUCACCAGGGGCAAAGGCCCUCUCAAGAACUCCUCAGAUGUGAUCAACGCAGCCAAGAAGAUAGCAGAGGCAGGAUCCCGAAUGGACAAACUGGCCCGUGCCGUCGCUGAUCAGUGUCCCGACUCGGCCUGCAAACAAGAUCUCUUGGCCUACCUGCAGAGAAUCGCACUGUACUGUCAUCAGCUCAAUAUUUGCAGCAAAGUGAAAGCUGAAGUGCAGAACCUGGGUGGAGAGCUCAUUGUGUCAGGUUUGGAUAGCGCCACCUCGCUCAUCCAGGCCGCCAAGAACCUGAUGAACGCCGUGGUGCUGACGGUCAAAGCCUCAUACGUGGCCUCCACCAAGUACCAGAAGGUGUACGGGACCGCCGCCGUCAACUCGCCCGUGGUGUCCUGGCGCAUGAAAGCUCCGGAGAAGAAGCCGCUGGUGAAAAGGGAGAAGCCGGAGGAGUGCCAGACUCGCGUGAGACGAGGCUCACAGAAGAAACACAUCUCCCCUGUCCAGGCCCUCAGCGAAUUCAAGGCCAUGGACUCCUUCUAAAAAGAAGAAAAGCACCCAAGAAAAGAUUUACAUUGUGUUAGCCCACCUGUUUUCCCUGCGUGUGUACUCUUCUGCACCUCAGGAGAAUGACAGUACAUUUUCAACUGCCACACUCAGCCUCCUGUGAAGACUGUGGGUCUCUAACAUCCUGCGUGCGCGCGCACACACACGACUGCUUUUCGCUCCGUUCUCCUAUCUAAAACACACACACACACACGUGCGAGUAACACUAUUUAUCAGUCUUAUCGUAGCUUAACAUGUGAGAGCCAAACUGUGACAAAAAAUAUGGAACUUACGAAAACUACGUGUCAGGAAGAGGUUUUGAAAAAUGAUGGCGGUUGAUAUAGUCUUAUUAAACUGGUCAACAGCAAAUUUUAGUCACAUGUAUUUUUGACGCUGAUUUCAAAAAUGCCUUUAGAAAAAAAAUUCUAACACAUCAGGUUUUUAAAAAAAAUCUUUCCAUUUUUUGUUUUUAAUUUUGACCUAUAAAACCUUGUGCAAUACUGGUUUUACCAUGCAUAAUUUUAGCUAUGACCUUCAGAAAAGAAAAUACACCUGUUGUUGAACGUAACCAUGAAUUCAUCAAUCUUAUUAAAUAUAUUACAUUUUUUAUUAUUACUAUUAUAAAAAUCAGGGAGGCACGGUGGUUGACCGGUUAGCACGUCCACGUCAGAGCUUGGAGGUCAAGGUUUCAAAUCCGGGCUCUGGCCUUCCUGUGUCUAAUAUGCAUGUUUUCCACGUGCUUGCGUGGGUAUUCUCCUGAUUGAACACUCUAAUUUGUCCCCACGUGUGAUGAUUGUGAGUGUGAAUGGAUGUUUGUCUACAGGAUGUGUGCCCUGCGAUUGGUUGGCAACCAGUUCAGGGUGUAACCCGCCUACUGAAAAACCGAAAACGGCUAGGAUAGGCUCCAGCACCACCCACGACCCAUGUGAGGAUAAAGUGAAUCGGAAAAUGGAUGGAUGGAUGAAAAUCUGAUGUGCCAGAGAGAAAAAAAAACAGGGCACAUUCUGAAUCAGCGCAAAAAAAAAACCUAGAAAUGGUUACUUGCAUGUCUGAUAAAGACAUUUUGCAAAAAUCAGUUGACCAGCGUUAAGACGGCGCCACCUGGCUGCUUGUAUACACGUACUCCUGGAUUGUGCUGUAGAGAAGAGAUUCUUCGGGGUUGGUAUACCUCUUGACUUUUUUUCUUGUUUUUUUUUUAACACAAAAUGUAACCAGUAGAAAUAGAAAUAAUAACUUCUGUUUAAGAUGCCCUGAAGUGUCAGCAUCGAAGUAGUUUCCUUGUUCUGAUACAGUGUUUUAUCCAAAGCAUCCAAAUGGUGUUGCCUUUUUUUUUAAAAAAGAUAUUUAAUGAUGACGUCACUAACUUGAUAUGAUAACCUUGACUGAAAGUUGUGUAGCGUAUAAAUAUGAACCGAGUGGUUUGACUAAAUGUGGUUUACUCUGAAAAUCCGUGCUCCCUUUAUCUCUAAUAAAUCCCUCAACCUGGCCCUCAAAA